AAAGGCCAGGCUGUAUCCGACCCGAACCAGGAUCGUCACUGUGGACAAAACUUAGGGUUUUGAUUUUUCAAACUUAGGGUUUCGAGGAACAAUCAAUGGCGGAACCCGACGGCGUUCUUCUCUACUACAAGUACGCGCCAGUUCCCGACGUCGCCGCCCUCGUCAGGUUCUACGAGUCAAAUUGCAGGUCCCUCGGCCUCCUCGGCCGCGUUCGGGUCGCUCCUGAUGGCGUCAAUGUCACCGUUGGCGGUAAGAUGCCAGCGUUGGAGAAGCACAUUGAGGCGCUGAGAUCUGAUAGCUUGUUUGAGGGGACCGAUUUCAAGCUUGCAUCUUGCGAUGGACCGUCGAAUGAGAGAAUUGCUAGAGAGUGUGGGUUCACUGAUUUAUCGGUUAGAGUUGUAAAGGAGUUAGUUACUUUUAGGUCCGACCCUCUGUUGAAGCCACCUGAAAUUUCCCAUGCUGGAAAGCAUCUCUCUGCAACUGAGUUCCAUUCGGUUCUGCAAGAUGCUGCAGGAAAGGUUUCAGACUCCCAAGCAUCAACUCAAGAGAAACAGCUUCUUUUAUUGGAUGCUAGGAAUUUAUAUGAGACAAGGAUUGGGAAGUUCCAAAACCCAGAUGUGGAGACAUUGGAUCCAGAAAUAAGGCAGUAUAGUGACCUCCCUUCUUGGAUAGAUGAGCAUGCAGAACAGCUGCAGGGUAAAAAUGUUCUCAUGUAUUGCACUGGAGGCAUAAGAUGUGAAAUGGCAUCAGCAUAUAUCAGAUCUAAAGGUGCUGGAUAUGAAAAUGUGUUUCAGUUAUAUGGUGGAAUACAAAGAUAUCUGGAGCAAUUCCCUGAUGGUGGUUUUUUCAAAGGAAAGAAUUUUGUUUUUGAUCACAGAGUUUCAGUUGGAAGUCAGGAUACUAAUAUCCUUGGAGCUUGUCUAAUAUGUGGAUCUUCCUUUGAUGAUUAUUCAUCUCGUUGUCGGUGCAGUUAUUGUCGGAUGUUGGUCUUGGUGUGUUAUAGUUGCCAGGGUAAAGCUGUUGCUGAAUACGUUUGUGAACUAUGCAAAAAACAUUGCAAGGGAACCGGGCAACUGCGCUCUAUAAAGGAUGACCAAUUACAUAUGCUGGACUCGCUUGAAGCUGCUACUGAAGUUGAAACAGCACUCCUAUCUGAUCACGUCUCAACUUCCGUAAAUGGUAAUGGCCAUCAUAGGAAGUUAAGAAUUCUAUGCUUGCAUGGUUUCAGACAGAAUGCCUCAAAUUUCAAGGGAAGAACAGCAUCUCUUGCCAAAAAACUCAAAAACAUAGCCGAGUUCGUCCUCGUUAAUGCCCCGCACGAACUACCAUUCAUCUACCAUGCUAGCACUCAAACCGAUCUUCAUCAAACUCCUCCACCGUCUUCAGAAAAAUGCAAGAAAAGAUUUGCAUGGCUUAUCUCUUCAAAAACCUCAUCAGAUGAAUCUGGUUGGAAAAUAGCAGAUGAACCCUUUGAUCCACUACAGUACCAGCAACAAACCGAAGGAUUCGAGGAAUCGUACAAAUUUCUAAAGAAUGUAAUCUCCGAGCUUGGCCCUUUUGAUGGAAUCCUCGGAUUUUCUCAGGGUUCCGCAAUGGCUGCUUUGUUCUUGGAACAGCAGCAGAGAAUUCACGAAAAGGAUUUUAGAUUUGCGAUAUUGUGUUCAGGAUUUAAUGUUGCAUCUGAAAAGCUUGGUCGCGAGAUUAUUAGGUGUCCGUCGCUGCAUAUUUUUGGCGAUGGAAGGGGGAGAGAUAGGCAAAUUGAUAGUGAAGAGAGCAGGAAAUUGGUUGGUUUAUUCGACGAGGGAUGUUCUGUUGUUAUUGAGCAUGAUAUGGGGCAUAUAAUUCCGACAAUGGCUCCUUAUAUUGAUCAGAUGAAGGGGUUUCUUCAGCGGUUUAUGUGAAUUUUUUCGUGGAAGUUGAUUUGAUGUCUUGUGUUGUAUAAACCGUUGAAAAUGAUCAUAAAAUCAUUAACCUUUUGCCUUUUUUGGGCUGAAAUCCAUCAUAAAACCUAUUUUAUCUCUUUA
Asparagus officinalis (garden asparagus) is the source of this 2024-nucleotide messenger RNA. Its product is annotated as rhodanese-like domain-containing protein 6. The record is from RefSeq and is a predicted model, not a curated record. NCBI's taxonomy places the organism in Eukaryota, Viridiplantae, Streptophyta, Magnoliopsida, Asparagales, Asparagaceae. The transcript is spliced from 9 exons. Bases 96 to 1901 code for a protein of 601 amino acids.